Cryptococcus amylolentus CBS 6039 is the source of this 315-nucleotide messenger RNA. RefSeq lists its product as hypothetical. The record is from RefSeq and is a predicted model, not a curated record. Bases 1 to 315 code for a protein of 104 amino acids. NCBI's taxonomy places the organism in Eukaryota, Fungi, Basidiomycota, Tremellomycetes, Tremellales, Cryptococcaceae. The transcript has 2 exons.
AUGGACGACGCGUCGCUAGACGGCCCAGCCACGCUGGAACGCGCUCUUCGGUUCGCGGCGCGGGCGGAGGACGAUGAACAGCUGCAGCAUACUCUCAUGCGCAGGGCCCCGAUUCAGGCGGCUCCUGGCGCCUGGAGAAGCGAAGGGCCAGUCUUGGGCCAGUCGAACGCCGAGCGCAUUCGCUACCGGUGCGGGGCGCGUCACAAGGCGAGGUCGAAGAAGUGCAAGUACUAUGGGAUGGCGGCCGGUGAGGAGCCGGAGGUGCCGAGGGACGACACCGACUGGCGAGACUGGGAGCAGGCGAGUGGUAUGUAG